CCGGCUAAUCGACAUGCUUAAAUUGUGGCAGCAACUAAUAGCUCCAUAAAAGGAGGACCACUUUACAUGCCCCUGAAUACCCAUUGCUCUCUUCUCUCCUCUGCAACUCCUCUCCAUUUUCUGAUCCUCAGAAGGAAGACAGUGUAAGAAGAGGAAUAAAACAUGAACUUUUUUCAGAGGAAGAAUUCGAAGAAAGUGAAGGACACGGAUGGAUCUCAGAAGGACGGUAGCCGUGGGAAAAACGACUUGUUCGAUCGUGCCAAGGGAGGACUUGAUGCCCUUGCAGGAAGCCUCCAGUCGGCGAAGAAUGAUGCCGAAGCGGCGACGGAGAAGCUUCAAGGGGACGUGAAAUCAGGCAUUGAAACGAUCUUGCACAAGGGUUCGGGCAUUCUUGACAAAGUCAAAGAAGAAUUUGGAAGCCACUCAGAGGCCACCCGUUCAAAGGAGCUUGAGCAAGGAAGCGAAGAACAGGGAAAUAAGAACAUGGAAGCUUUGAGCGCAGUGCUUGAAAAGGUGACGAGUAACCCAGAAGUGGUGGAAAAGGUCAAGGAAGAGGUUUCGAGCCUUGCUGAUGCUCUCCAUCUACGGAAACAUGGAUCCAAAGAUAAAGAACCUGAGGCUGAAGAGACAACGAAGGACGGCGAGGCAGCACAUAAUGUCGGCGAGACCCAAGACCUUAAUGUGGCGGAGCAAGCUGUAGAAGAAAUUCAGGCUGUCGUCGCAGCGGUGCAGCAUCAGCAGACAGCCGCCACUGCUGAGACUGAAACUGAAACUCCAGCUGAGACUGCUGAAACCUCAGCUGAAGGAGAGAAGCCUCAAGAAACAAAACGAGAGGUGGAGAAAGAUGACCCCAAGACGCGACUAGACUUCUUCGGGUUCUUUGCCAUGCUGUUUGAGAGGUUCUGCUCCCCUGAAAACAAGAAGAAAGAUUAAGUGCGGCAAGUCAGGUGUGGAUUUCUCGUUUUGUGAUCUUGGAAACUACAUGGAGUGCAUGGGGACGUGGUGGUGUACAGUUUGCACUUACAUUUUCUCUUCAGACAAAUGUUCUAUUGGUUUUACUACCUUAUUUGGGGAUGGAUGUAUGGUUAUGCUCUACUUGGUGUAAUUCUUGCCACCUUUCUGGACUUGAUUUUAUCUUUGUAAACAAUUGAUUUAUUUUUAAGAUCUUUCUUUGCCUCAAGAA
Molecule: messenger RNA, 1183 nt
Organism: Phragmites australis (common reed)
Lineage: Eukaryota; Viridiplantae; Streptophyta; Magnoliopsida; Poales; Poaceae
Exons: 5
Coding region: 163-933 (256 amino acids)
Source: RefSeq, a predicted model, not a curated record